GCCUAAAAAAAUUAAGCAAAUUUGCAGAAUCACAUGAGGUUCAUCAGCAUAUACUUCUUUGCUCUUCUGGUGUGCGACAAAAGCACCACUGCACACAAAAUGAUAUGCGAAGCAGAUGAUCUCGAAUGCCUUGAGACCCUUAUAGACAUUUACUGCAAAGAGGAGCCGUGCUUUAAUGAGGAGUGCUUCGUUGAAUGCAAGAAUAGAAUAGCGCAACGAUGGGACACGUUGACAACUGGGGAAGACAAAAAAGAAAGACGAAGAAGACACAUGACAAAGAAGCAAAACAAAAAGCCAAUGAUGACAAAUCAGCAAGACGAAAAACAAAGGCAUAGAAGACGGUCAACAAAGAAGCAAAACAGAAACCCGAUGACAAAUAAGCAAAACAAGAAACCUAGACAUUAAACCUGUCACCGCUUGUAUUAAUCGAUCAGCUAUUGGGGG
Molecule: messenger RNA, 444 nt
Organism: Cylicocyclus nassatus
Lineage: Eukaryota; Metazoa; Nematoda; Chromadorea; Rhabditida; Strongylidae
Source: the annotation of a GenBank genome assembly